Messenger RNA from Rotaria sp. Silwood1, 855 nucleotides. The record is from the annotation of a GenBank genome assembly. Lineage: Eukaryota; Metazoa; Rotifera; Eurotatoria; Philodinida; Philodinidae.
AUGCGUAAAGAAUUGAUUCUUAGUGAUGAAGAAAAAAAAUCAAGACAUUUACUAAUAUUAGCAAAUAGACAAUUGAAACAAAUUCUAUCAAAUAAACAACCACUUCUUACUCUUUCAACUGCUUUAAGAAAGAGAAAACGUUCAUUGAUAUCAUCAAGAAAUGAACAAACUGUUGUUAAUUCAAUUACCAAAAUGCAUUGUUGUAGUUCGAAUGAUAUUCUAAAUGAUGAGGAUCGAAUAUUAUUGAAUAAUAUAAAUAAUGCUUAUCAAUUAGUAGUAGAUAAAAAUGAUUAUUCUUAUAUUGAUAAAUAUACAUCAUCAACACCUUUUUCACAGUUUAUAAAUGAUGAAACUAUUAUGUACGAAUCAUUAAUUAAUUUUUUUAAAUGUAUACCUGAAUUUAAACAAUUAGACAAAAAUGAUCAAAUUCUGUUGAUAAAAUCUAAUUUACUUACAAUCAUACAUUUACAUCAUAUAAUAAUAUAUAACUUUCAAGAUUGUUCAAAUCUUGAUAAAUGUCUAUCUAAAUGGAUCAAUAAAGAUUUUGAUUAUCAAAUAGUACGAACACGUCAAUAUUUCUAUCGUUUUAUAAAUCAUCCAUUAGUAUUAAAACUUGCACUAGUUGUACUUAUUUUUAGUGUUAAUUUAUCUUCAUGGUUUGAUAUUACACAAUUCUAUGAAUAUAAAAACAUGAAAAUAUUAUUUGAAUAUCAAAAUUAUUAUACGAAUAUUUUGUGGCGUUAUUUAAAUUAUUUAUUCGAUGAAAAAGAAGCAAUAAAAGCAAUGGAAAUAAUAGUUAUGCAAAUUUUACGAUUUCAAUUAUUAAUGGUAACAAUGAGAAAUUCUGUAUGUCAA